CCAGAAAAUCGAAACGCAUAAACGUAUUAAUUACUUUCGUCAACUAGGUCAUCACUCCUUGGGCAUCCACUACUUGGACCGCUGGUACCACUGGCUCCAUCACCUGGAACACCACAACUGCCGGUUCUCCUGCUCUUACCACUUGCAGCAUCGAUAUGCUUGGUGGUUCCGCUACUAACGCCAACGUCGUUGCUCACGUUACUGGCGUUCCUAUCGACUGCACUCUUGGAAAGUACGAUAUUACCCCCUUGGGUGACUUCGCUACUGGAAAGUACUGGCUCCGUAUCGGCUCUGAUCCUACCUGGUUCUACUCUGGCCAAUUCACCUUCCAGGGUACUGGAAGUGUCGGAGCCUUGAGCUCUGCCUGGAACGCCAGCGCCGCUGUCGCCCCAGCAACCGCCUCUGUCUCUAUGGCAUCUGGCGCAACCAUGAUUCCUACUGCUAGCGGCUCUGCCAUGAAGUCCAUGGCCAGCGGUAGCGCCAGUGCCAGUGCCAGUGCUACUGGAAAGACCAGCGGUAGCUCCAAGUUGCAAACUCCCCUUGUCGCCGUCACCGUUCUCGGAGCUGCUGUUGCUGCUCUCAUUUAUAAUGCUGUAAUUUUUUUUUUUAUGUUCUUCUCCACAUCCUGUCAAAAGCAUUAAAGUGAAUGCCUGCUAUAUAUGGGAACACUGUUUUGUAGACCCUGAAAAGAUGCUGGAUAAUACUACGAAUCCCAAGAUUUUUGAGAAAUGAUGGGAAUACGGA
Molecule: messenger RNA, 744 nt
Organism: Umbelopsis ramanniana AG
Lineage: Eukaryota; Fungi; Mucoromycota; Umbelopsidomycetes; Umbelopsidales; Umbelopsidaceae
Exons: 5
Coding region: 156-641 (161 amino acids)
Source: RefSeq, a predicted model, not a curated record